This is a messenger RNA of Ipomoea nil (Japanese morning glory), 1160 nucleotides long. Its product is annotated as caffeoylshikimate esterase-like. Gene Ontology annotation, molecular function: lipase activity. The transcript is spliced from 8 exons. The coding region runs from base 95 to 1078 and encodes 327 amino acids. Gene Ontology annotation, cellular component: membrane. Lineage: Eukaryota; Viridiplantae; Streptophyta; Magnoliopsida; Solanales; Convolvulaceae. The record is from RefSeq and is a predicted model, not a curated record.
GAUUCUCUCCCCCAACCCCCACCCUCUCUCUCUCUCUCUCUCUCUCAAGCUUAAAUUUCUUGAAAUCUCAGUGCCUACACACCCUUCAAUUCUCAUGGCUAUUACUGAAGAUGAAACCAGCAGUAUCAUAUAUGAAGAGGAAAUGGUGAGGAGUUCGCGAGGAAUGAAGCUUUUCACGUGCAGAUGGGUGCCAAGAAGCUGCGAGCCAAAGGCUUUGAUCUUCCUCUGCCAUGGAUACGCCAUGGAGUGCAGUGUUUCCAUGAAAGGUACAGCAACGAGGCUGGUUAACGCAGGGUACGCAGUGUACGGAAUGGACUAUGAAGGGCACGGGAAGUCAGAAGGUCUUCAGGGAUUCGUCCCCAGCUUUGAUGCUGUUGUCACGGAUUGCUCUCAACAUUACUCCAAUAUAUGUGAGAGGCAAGAAAAUGUGAAAAGGAUGAGGAUAUUGGUGGGAGAAUCAAUGGGAGGAGCUAUGGCUCUUCUCUUACAUAGAAAAAAGCCUCAUUUUUGGGAUGGUGCUGUCCUUGUGGCACCAAUGUGCAAGAUUGCAGAGGAAAUGAAGCCACCAGCAAUAGUAUUGAGUGUUUUAAAAAAGCUUAGCAAAAUCAUUCCCACUUGGAAGAUCAUUCCAACUCAAGAUAUCAUUGAUGCUGCCUUCAGGGACCCAGCAAUAAGAAAAGAGGUUAGGUCCAACCCACUGUGCUACAAGGGCCGACCCCGACUGCAAACUGGCUACCAAUUGCUCUCCGUCAGCCUGGAUUUGGAGAGAAGACUUGAUGAGGUGACGUUGCCAUUUAUAGUGACACAUGGGGAGGAGGACAUAGUUACGGAUCCAUCGGUAAGCAAACUAUUGCAUGAAAAAGCUUCGAGCAGAGACAAGACCCUGAAAUUGUAUCCCGGAAUGUGGCAUUCUCUAACCUACGGGGAGUUGCCUGAGAACAUCGACACCGUGUUUUUUGACAUCAUUGGCUGGCUCGAUCAAAGGGUUGCCAUGGGCAAUUCUAGGUUGGAAAAACUACAGAAGAAUGCAAAUGACACACUCAUCCUCUUCAAACCUCAAACUGACACUCUCCAAUAAAAUCAACUUUCAUUCCAUAUCACAGCGUGCAGUGCAACUCUACUAAAAGAUAUUAAUUAAAAUAUAGUGUUUAAUUUGUAAA